AUGUUGUUGUGUUCUGGGGACAAACACGGGGGACUGAGCAGGGAAGGGUCUGACCGUGUGGCAGUACUGAAGGCUACAGGGCUUGUAAGGAGUUACACUCUCGAGUGUUACUACAAUACAGGCCAGAUGGUGAAUGUGUGUUCUGGGGACAAACACGGGGGACUGAGCAGGGAAGGGGACAAGCACGGGGGACUGAGCAGGGAAGGGCCUGGCCGUGUAGCAGUACUGAAGGCUACAGGGCUUGUAAGGAGUUACACUCUCGAGUGUAACUACAAUACAGGCCAGAUGGUGAAUGUUGUUGUGUUCCAGGGACAAGCACGGGGACUGAGCAGGGAAGGGGACAAGCACGGGGGACUGAGCAGGGAAGGGCCUGGCCGUGUAGCAGUACUGAAGGCUACAGGGCUUGUAAGGAGUUACACUCUCGAGUGUAACUACAAUACAGGCCAGAUGGUGAAUGUCCUGCCUCCCACUCAACGAGAUACUCUGGAUCGUAGGAGCAGCACAUUGCUAGUUCCUCCAAAGUACAACCCUCAAGUUUAUGAAGAGGUGGGCAAAGGCUUGUGCUACUCUAUAUUGGAUCUUACGGGAGCUAACCCGAAUUCUCGGCUUGGAAAUUCCGAGUUCAGGACGUUGUGUGGAGUCAGAGAGUGGUUGAGAAAGUACGUGUCGGUAUCGGAUCCAGGUCCACACCCCAAACCUCACAAUCAGGGCUCUGAAAGCUUGGCUUAUACCCUCACAUUAGAUGACAAUAAUCCAGAUAAUGCAGAUUCAUUAUCUUCCUCAAACAAUCUAAGCAAUUUUACUCAGGUACGAUUUGGUAUAAGGCUAACUCCUAUAGUCCGAUGUGAAACCUAUUUCACCCCCCGCUCCAAGGAAAACACCGUUUGA
This is a messenger RNA of Homalodisca vitripennis (glassy-winged sharpshooter), 888 nucleotides long. Its product is annotated as cytosolic carboxypeptidase-like protein 5. The transcript is spliced from 7 exons. NCBI's taxonomy places the organism in Eukaryota, Metazoa, Arthropoda, Insecta, Hemiptera, Cicadellidae. Bases 1 to 888 code for a protein of 295 amino acids. The record is from RefSeq and is a predicted model, not a curated record.